Messenger RNA from Xyrauchen texanus (razorback sucker), 1404 nucleotides. RefSeq names its product netrin-G1-like. The record is from RefSeq and is a predicted model, not a curated record. NCBI's taxonomy places the organism in Eukaryota, Metazoa, Chordata, Actinopteri, Cypriniformes, Catostomidae. The transcript is spliced from 6 exons. Bases 19 to 1404 code for a protein of 461 amino acids. Gene Ontology annotation, molecular function: cell-cell adhesion mediator activity.
CAGAAGAAAGGAGCAACCAUGUACUUAUUGGUAAUGUUUGUACUGCAGGCCCUGUGGGUGAAUUGGUGUCAUGCUACACAGCAUUAUCCAGCCUCAUGGGGGCACUACGAUGUUUGUAAGUCACAGGUAUACACAGAGGACCGACUGGCCUGGCACUACAUGGCCUGCCAACCUGAAGCCACUGACAUGACCAAAUACCUGAGAGUGUAUUUGGACCCACUCAACAUCACCUGCGGAGACCCACCUGAGAUGUACUGUGCUCUGGAAAACCCAUAUAUGUGUAAUAAUGAAUGUGAUGCUGAAACAGAGGAGCUGGCCCACCCACCCGAGCUUAUGUUUGACUCUGAGGGACGAAACCCAACAACAUUCUGGCAGACAACCUCAUGGAAGAAAUACCCAAAGCCCCUUCAAGUCAACAUCACACUCUCCUGGAACAAAACAAUUGAACUGACUGAUGACAUUGUCCUAACCUUUGAGUCUGGGCGACCAGAGCAAAUGGUGCUGGAGAAGUCACUGGAUUACGGUCGUACGUGGCAGCCAUACCAGUUUUAUGCUGCUGAUUGCUUGGAUGCCUUUACGAUGGAGCCAAAAGCAGUGCAUCAACUUACCCAAAGUAUCAUGCUAGAGAUCAUCUGCACUGAAGCCUAUUCAACAGGCUAUGUGUGGAAGUAUGACAAGACUGUACGCUUUGAGAUCAAAGACCGCUUUGCCCUGCUUGCAGGCCCAAGGCUGCACAACAUGGCUUCUCUGUAUGGACAACUGGACACCACUAAGAACCUGAGGGAUUUCUUCACCCUCACUGACCUACGCAUCAGACUUCUACGGCCGGCCACUGGAGCCACAAUGGUGGAUGAGAACAACCUCUCUAGAUACUUCUAUGCCAUCUCGGACAUCAAAGUUCAGGGCAGGUGCAAGUGCAAUCUCCAUGCCAACAGCUGUAUGUUUGACAAAGGGAAGCUGGGUUGUGUGUGUGAACACAACACUACAGGGCCAGAUUGCACCCGCUGCAAGAGACACUACCAGGGCCGAGCCUGGAGCAUGGGCUCCUACCUGCCCAUCCCCAAGGGCACUGCCAAUAUCUGUAUCCCAAGCAAUCUUGGCACCUCUGUUCGGCCAAACGCUUCUUCACUUGGAGCAGCAAAUCGAAAUCAAGCUCGAGUGUGUGACAACAUGCUCUUGCGUUGUCAGAACGGAGGUGUUUGUCACCACCACCAGCGCUGCCAGUGUCCAGUGGGUUUCACCGGCUUACUGUGUGAGAAGACCCAAUGCCAGGGUGACUCCUGUGAGGAGUUGCAGUCCAGCCAGAGUGCUCUCCGCCCCCCACACGUGGCUCAGACUCUCCCGCUGGCUCUUCUAUUGCUUAUCUACUCCCUGCUGGCCACCCGAGGCCCCACAUCACACUGA